AGCAGCUCUGCUCUAGUCUCCACUCACUCACUGCACUCCGAGAGGCGCUCCCGACAGCAGUGGGUAUCGUGCAACUCAUCCUCACCGAGUUGGAGCGCCACAGCCGGAGCCGAGAACCGCCACUCAGCCACCGGAGAAGAGCCACCAUGUCUGCCUACGUGUCCUCGGAGUGCCGCCGGGUCACCCCCUCUGCCCACGGCAACAAGUUCGACACGGCGCACCGCAAGAAGGCUGUGGCCAACAUUUUCGAGAAUGUCAACCAGGACGCGCUGAUGAGGCUCUUCCAGAAAACGGGCGACAUGAAGGCGGAGGAGAGAGUGAGGAGCAUCUUCUCCUACACCCAGGACCCGGAGGAGACGGCCCGGGCCCUGAUGGCUCUGAAGCAGCGAAAGAAGGACAAGUUCCUCCAGAUCGCAGGCAUGGUCCGACAGCUGCUCAAACUGCGCUGACUGUGUUUUACCUUCAGCGUCUGUGUCUCUGUGGGCUCCUGUGGGAGCCGAAUGUAAAACACUCCCAAAGUGACUGGGUUACCGCCUGCUGCGGCUCGCCUGAAGCGUCAGGUGGAGGAGAAGGUGCAGCCGGCUGCCUGGAGGGCAAGCUGCGGCGGCUGUCGCCUCGUGGACGGAGGUGACAGGGGAGAAUCCUGCCUGGAGCGGGUGGAGCAAGAUGAGCUGACUGCAAGCAUGAAGGGAAUAAUGUCUUUCUCCAGACUUGAAUGAAAGCAUUCCUGUGGAUGCAUGACUGUGAAGCAGCACCUUGUGCAGGUGCAUCACUGUGUGGAUGCUGGUGCACAGCUGCAACGUGAGACUUUUUAGUGCCGAAGAACCUGCCUACAUGAACGCCUGUCCUGAACACAUGCCUUGUUACUGAGCUUCUCUUUGUUGUACAAUGAACACUGUUCAUUAGUGGCCACUAAUGUAUUAUUGUCAUCAAAAUGUCAUAGCACAAUGUGCAUUUCUGAAAGAUUCCUUUGUUUGUCAUUCUUAAUAAAUUAUUUCAUUGUAUAUCGAA
Acanthochromis polyacanthus (spiny chromis) is the source of this 1011-nucleotide messenger RNA. It is a transcript of the gene tcima, whose product is annotated as transcriptional and immune response regulator a. Bases 147 to 449 code for a protein of 100 amino acids. The transcript has a single exon. Gene Ontology annotation, biological process: endothelial cell activation involved in immune response; negative regulation of Notch signaling pathway. NCBI's taxonomy places the organism in Eukaryota, Metazoa, Chordata, Actinopteri, Pomacentridae. Gene Ontology annotation, molecular function: Notch binding. The record is from RefSeq and is a predicted model, not a curated record. Gene Ontology annotation, cellular component: cytosol; nucleus.